UCCUGACCCUAAACAGGAUCUUUUAAAGAAAAAAAAGCGGUGUCCCUAUGCCUUAUAAGGCAUGGGCAGGCUUACUCCAGUGCUGAAGGGGCGGUAACGGGUUCAUGUUGCUGAGUUUUCUUCAGCUGCGGUCGCAGGCGACUGAAGAAGUUGCGCUGAAAUUGCAAACGCUUCGUUCCCUGGCACUUUGCAGCGAAACUCAGUCAAGAGAGGAGGCAGCAGGCGAAAUUUAAAAAAAAAAACAAACAAAAAAACCAAAUCCCAAACCACCACUUGAUCAUGGGAAAAUCAGCUUCCAAACAAUUUGCUGAAGAAGUCUUGAAAGCACACAAUGACUACAGGAAGAAACACGGAGUCCCCCCAUUAAAACUCUGCAAGAAGUUAAACAGAGGAGCCCAACAGUAUGCAGAAGAAUUGGCUACCACGAGGGUCCUCAAACACAGCUCUGAGUCUGCUAAUGGAAGAUGUGGAGAAAACCUAGCAUGGGCAUCCUAUGACCAACCAGGAAAGGAUGUGGCUGACAGAUGGUACAGUGAAAUAAAAAAUUACAGCUUUCAAAACCCAGGGUUUUCUUCUGGGACAGGUCACUUCACAGCAAUGGUUUGGAAGAACACAAAAAAGAUGGGAGUUGGAAAAGCAUCUGCUAGUGAUGGCUCAACAUUUGUGGUGGCUAGAUAUGAUCCAGCUGGAAAUGUAGUAAAUCCAGGCUAUUAUGAAGAAAAUGUCCUUCCUCCAAGAAAAUAACUUUUUGUUUUUCUAAAGUUAGUCUUAUUGCUUAAUGACAAGUGAACCUGGAUUUGGACUUAACAGUGUUUGAAAUGAAGUACGAUUCAAUGAAAUUUCCUGGUUGAUACUGCUGUUCACUUCUCAUUACAGAGGAAGCAAUUACAUGUUGCUUGAGUUGAUCUGCACAUGAGGUCCCUGUUGUUUCUGAGGGGGCUUUGGUUUAUUUGAGGAUGAGGUAUAUACAGCAUUUCUGAAGGAUAACAUUUAUAAGGUUUUGGUUUGGUUUUUUUUUUAAUAGUUUGCAUGAACUCUGUGUCAGCAUGUGAGUAAGCACAUGUUGGAUGUCUUUUUUAAACAGGCAAAUUUAUAGCUUACUGUAAACUGAAGAUACCAGCUUGUAAUUAUAUCAUGUACUCCCAGUUUUCCAGUAUUUUUUAAUAACUGUAACUCCUUUGCUCUGUCUAUACCUCCUGCUACUGUGGGGCCUUCUCUCUGCAGAUGGAACAUAUGCAAAACUUCCCGUAUGAAAGGUACACAUGUAAAAUGUAGCGGCGUUCAGAUUUACGUGUUUUCAUUAAGACAAUCUCACAGAACACUAAAACAUAGUUGUCAGGAUUGUAUCCGUCAAGCAAGCCAUAACUGAUGCGUGACCUGAGAGCUACUAAAAUUGUUUAAAUCCCAGAGUUACGUUUUAGGUGCUAAUGUUUAAAAUCUAUUUGAGAUGAGUGUAUUUCAAAUUCAAACCCCAUCUUACAGUUUGCAGUAUGUACAUUGUCUUAUAAUCAAAUCGCUUCCUUCUGUUACAGGAAAGUAAGAUACUACUUUUUCUGUUAGAUGUUUUACACACAAAAAAAUGUAUUGGAUGGAACACAUUGGAUUUUAUUUCUCAAUAACUUAUUUUUAUUUUCUCAGGAAUACCUUCUGCAGGUAUCAUGCUAUACAGAUAAUAACAUUCCCAAAUCAUAUCUUGUCUCCUUCAAUAAUGUCACAGUGGGAGAUACACACAUGAUUAUAAUUCAGAGAUGUUUACUCUUUGUUCAUAUCAUUCAGUAAUAGUAAAAAUAUUUCACAUGAUGGAGUGAUGCCUUGAAAAAAAUCAGAUUGAAUUUCCUUAAAAGCAAGCAAGCAAAAUUUCUGAGGACACUUUUUUCUCCUAUGAAAUGUGGAUUUAGGCUAUUUUGGCCAGGUUCAUAUACUGUGCUUCAAUUUGGGGUUUUCUUUUCUUUGUAAAUGUUUCUUUUGAUGUCUGCUGAGAUUCUGUAUGCCAGAAUUUGGUUCAUGGAGAGUGCCAUUACAGAAAUACUUUCUUUUGUUUACACAGUUGUAAUAAACUGCACUGUUAUGGCUUGAUUAUAUGUCACUGUGAUGCUGAAUGUUACAAUCUUUUUGCUGUAACCAAGAAGUUAACACAUAUAAUGAACGUCU
Molecule: messenger RNA, 2151 nt
Organism: Athene cunicularia (burrowing owl)
Lineage: Eukaryota; Metazoa; Chordata; Aves; Strigiformes; Strigidae
Gene: GLIPR2
Product: GLI pathogenesis related 2
Exons: 5
Coding region: 280-744 (154 amino acids)
Cellular component (GO): extracellular region
Source: RefSeq, a predicted model, not a curated record